Molecule: messenger RNA, 4160 nt
Organism: Marchantia polymorpha subsp. ruderalis
Lineage: Eukaryota; Viridiplantae; Streptophyta; Marchantiopsida; Marchantiales; Marchantiaceae
Source: the annotation of a GenBank genome assembly
UCGGUGGCUCCAAGAUUAUUCCCAAGAGUCCAAAGCAGACACUGGCGGACUGAGGGCUGGGCCUAUAGUAUAUAAUUUCGAACUGCAUUAGCAACAGUCUCUGACAAGACUCUGUCAGAGGUCUUGGAGGCUCCAUUAAUAGCCCUAGAUGACACAGUAGUUCGCGUCCUAAGAUGGCGUUCAAUAAACCCCCUUACACCGGAACAUCCUUAAAGACGUUGCCGAAUAGAGGGGUUUCUUGAAACCAGAGACUCCAUGCGUGAGUAGCGAGAGUCUCUGGAGGAUUAGAGCGAAAGCCAACACUGGAGCUGCUUGGUGGAACGGAUGGGAUCUGGAGUUUGAUUUAGAGUAGAAGUAGUAGUAGAACUGAACUGAACUGAUUGGCAAGUAGAGCGAGGAGUAUAGAGGAGAAGCCGAGCGCAAACUGGUGGAAAAGCGCAUGUAUGAAUCGAGUAAGUCGGUUAUUUGUGGGCACUGUGGAGCGUCACGCACCUUGACUUUAUCAUACUCUGUCUGCCCUCCCUGCCCUGUCCUGCUGCCCCAUUUUUCUUUGUUGGCAAUUCAUUCUUUGUUCUACCUUACGUGAACUCCUGAAUCCAUCUCCUCUCACCUCAUCUGCCAUUUUCCCUUGUCUUGCUUCGCUUCGCUUCCUUCCCACAUUUUCCUGCACUCAGCAUACGCAUCUCAUCAAUGUUCUGAAUCAUUGGACAUUCUGGUCAGAGGCGUUUCCAACCAGUCAAGAUUGUCUCAUUCAAACCUCGCUGUCUGUCUUUUACCCGCUGUUGAGCCAUGUGAUGAAGGGACUAAGGUUUCUCUCAUCUCGAUUGCGGUGGACUGAACAGAAGCAUGCUACAGCAUUGGAAUCCCCUGAUUCUAAGCCAAUUUGCUUGCUCAUUCUGGUCGCUACGCCUUACUCAUCUCGAAUUCACUUACACCUGAGGAGAGGAGGAUAAGAGAAAGGGAGAGGGAGUGUCGCGUAUGUGGUUCCUGCCCACGAAUUUGUCAUUGACAACGAUGGGGAUGCAGGGUUUGCGGAUCACGGGAUUCCUGUCGUGUCCUCUACUUCCGCUAUUGGUGCCCUCCUCAGGGUUUAUAUAGAUUUGAUACACUGUGAUACGAAUCUAUAACUCAAGCGUCCAUUUGACUGGCGGAAGGUCUUCUGUCCUUUCGAGAAACGCAUGAAUGAGAAGUGUAUAACUUCCGUCAGGUGGUUGUGAUACCGUGUUUCGUAUCACGAGCAGGUUGAUCCAUGCGUUGGAACUUAUAGUAGGAGCAUGAUGAGUGACGUUGCGGGAGGAUGAGGAGCAUGGAGAUUACAUGGUGUAAAAGCAGGGAAUUGUGGAAGACAGGGAUUUGAAUUGUAAGGGAGAUAGUUGUAUGUCACGAAUGGUUGGAUGGCAUUGAUCACCAUGGGCCUUACUUGCAAAAUAUGCUUUGAAAGAGCUUCGGAUCAGGAAGGAGGAUUGCAGGCUCGGAUCACUCCUUGCGGUCAUGUAUUCUGCACUCAAUGUGCAGCAAUUUGGUUUCGGAGCGAUGCCUCAUGUCCAGUCUGCCGCUAUGCUAUCCCGGCUCCUUCGGCCUUGAUACCUCUUUAUGACCACGAUUCCGGCAUUCAAUCUCCAUCGUAUGGUUUUGAUGAAAAACUUGAGGUUGGGGAGACAGUUGUGUUGUCGUCGUGUGUUGGAGAAUCGCCCGAGGAUAGCGUGAGUGGAGAUGCCCAAAAUGAUGGAAGUAAGAGAAACUCAAAGAAGGGAGGCUCUGGAAAUAGCGAGCAUCAUGAUAGAUCGGAGUCCAAGAAAGAAAAAUGCGGAGAUGGUUUUAGUAACGAUAGGUCCGCGUUGGCCAUGCUCUUUCAGAAAACUGUUAGUGAUGAGGAAGAUGUGCAGGUAAAAUUUGUGCUCGGCAAAUUAGCGGAGCAUUGGCAGCAAGUUGUUGUUGAGAGAGCGAAGCUCAAAGUGCAGGUUGCAAAGCUUGAAAAACUGAAGGCAGAUCUCUCUGCACAAGUUGAGUCUUUGUCUGAAGAGAAUAUGGUUCUCAAGCAGGCUUUAGUAGGGUCAAGAUUUAGACCCACUCCUCGAAGUAGUGCUGCAGAUAGUAGUGCUGCUUGGGAUGCAGAGAAUGACGUUAGCUAUUCUGGUGAAAGCACAUUUCCAGGUUUUGAUGUCGAUAUUGACAGCACAAGAGCUCAUUUUCAUCCUAGCAUGAGCCUUCCAGAUCUUUCAUGUACUACGGAGACAUCAAUUAGUUCUACUAGGGGCACAAGGCGACCGCCGGCAAAAGUUGAAGAGAGGUUAGGAGCAACUAAAUGGGAACUUGGCCACACAUUUUCUAUGCACUCUGGUCCAGUCCAUGGUAUCGCUGUAAGCCCUUCUGGGAAUUUGGUGGCGACUGCAUCCUGGGAUCACUUGUGUAGGGUUUAUGAUGUUCACCUGGAAGAGGAAGUAUCUGUUCUUGCAGGGCAUUUGUUGGGACUUUAUGCCGUAAAGUUUUCUCCUGCGAAGCGUGAUCUUGUUGGCACGGUCAGCUCGGAUCAUACAUGCCGUUUGUGGAAUACCGAUAAUGGAGAAUGUCUGCGUGUUCUUGAGGGACACACUGAUGAGGUGAAUGGAUUAUCUUUCAAACAGGGGACGCAUCUACUUGCCACAGCUUCGGAUGACAAAUCCAGCAUGAUCUGGGAUGCAGAGAAAGGGAUCCCUGUUACAACCUUGAAGGGUCAUCGGAACGGCGUCUACGGAGUGUGUUUUCAACCUUUGGGACAUCUUGUAGCAACUGCAUCUUUUGAUUUCACAGCCAAACUGUGGGAUCCACGAUCAGCUGUGGAUGUGCAAACUCUUAGAGGCCAUCAGGAGGAUGUCAUAGGAGUGGAUAUAGAUGACUCAGGUCUUCUCCUUGCUACCGGAAGUGACGACAAAACUUGUCGUGUUUGGGAUUUAAGAAUGGGGAGCCCUCUAGCUGUACUUCAAGAACACUCCGGGGAAGUUAAAAGAGUGUGUUUUUCUCCAUUUGGGAAAUUGCUCGCUACAACAUCCGGGGAUACAACCGUAAGGCUCUUCAAUACUUCCACUUUUGAGUGCCUUCAUAUACUCAGUUCGCACAGUGAUCAUGUAUUUGAUGCGGCGUGGUCUCCUACAGCAGAUUUCCUUGUCACUGCCAGUCAUGAUCGACUUUGGAAACUUUGGCAGCCAAAAUCGUCUCUGUAUCGCGCUUCGUCAUUGAACCCCAAUUUUAACCGAUUGAGAUUGACCUGAGCACCCGGGUAUAUAAUAUUUGGUUUGUAAGUUGUUCAUCGAAGUCUUGGCGAAGAUGUUUUGAACGACUUCUUUGAGCUCGUAUAACACAUGAAUCCCGAUCGUAGAUUGCCCCAUUGCAGUAAUAUGGAACUCUUGCGUGAAGUUGAAAGUAAACCUACAUCUACAUUUAUUUGUAGCAAGGGGCAAGUAUAUGUUGUAUAGAAAGCAGAUUCAUGAUUGUUAUCAGCGAGCUUACAAGUCUGUAAUUUAGUUAGAUUGAUUCAUCUAUCAACUCAUAUCAGUCCACCCCUACCAGACUCAGUGACGAAAUGUACAAUAGUGUUUUCAGCUCAAAAAUUGAUUUGGAGUCGUAUUAUCUUCUGAUAAUCGACUAGUCCCGCAACCCCCCAGAUUGUGUUCCCAACACCUUCGUGAAAGUACGUGUCACCAAAGGUAAUGGUCGGCUCUUCAGGGCUUGUUGUAAAGUUUUCCUUACCGCUAGGUUGUUCCAGAGGUUAGAUGUUGAUAGCUAGGACACGGAGGAGGGAAUUACCUCCCCUCUUAUUCAUUGGCAAACAAUAGGUUUCAAGAUCUUUGUUGCAGGAUGAUGCGUGUUAGAUAGGAGACGUUGUAAUCUCACUUGCUGGAUGCACGUUUCAGAAGUCCUGACUGGAUCAUGAGUUUGUAUACGUGACAAGUCCAGCUAUGGGUUCACAGCAGAUGAGCUUCUUCUAGUGGCUUAACUUAUGUUUUCUUAAACGAACUCGGCUUUAAGCUGUGCAGUGCUUCUUCCGAAGCGGUGCAACAAAAUGGCAGGAACUAGCUAGUUAAGUACUGCACUGGUUCGGCAUGAUCGAAUGUAUAACAGUGCGCAGUAAAAUUCUGAUUUGUGACAGAAAGUAUUAACGGUGUGCGGAUGACAGAGAAGUG